CCUGACUGGAAGAAUUAAAUAGAAGCACAUGAUGAUUCAACCCGUGAUUUUCACUUGAAACAGACCUCAUGCCACGGACUAAAUUAAUGAAUUUUCCUUUAUUUUCUCCCCUGACACCGUAGCCUGCUUCUUUCCAUCGAGUCCAUGAUGGCAUCCCCAAGGCUGGAGACGUUCUGCUGCCCAAACCGAGACGCAUCGACCGAAUUUGUCAUUACUUUUCAGCCCCUCUUCUUUGGCGCCAUUUGCAUCGGUAGUGCAAGUUUAAGUUUCAUAUUUUCUAUUUUACAAAUUUUGCCCAAACGUAGGGGUUACAGGCGCCUUGGACAGUACCCUCUUCCCAAACCAGCGUCUUCGUCGAGAAUAUUGUUUAUCAUCAGCAUAUGUGAUAUACUGGGAUGUGCAGGUAUCAUAGUGAGGUCAUCCAUCUGGCUGGGCCUGCCCAACCUUGUCAGAGGGAUCAAUGUGGCCAACAACAGCGACAUGUGGCCAGAGGUGUUCUGUGUCGGCAGUGCAAUGUGGAUCCAGCUGUUCUUCAGUGCAUCCUUCUGGUGGACCUUCUGUUACGCUGUGGACGUCUUCCUGGUGGUCAGAAGAUCUGCAGGAAUCAGUACCAUCAUCCUCUAUCACAUGAUCACAUGGGGUCUGGCCGUGUUGCUGUGUGUGGAGGGUGUGGCUAUGCUCUACUACACAUCCAUCUCCAGCUGCGAAAAUGGCCUGCAGCAUGCCAUUCCUCACUACAUUACUACCUACGCUCCUCUAAUGCUGGUGCUUAUAGUCAACCCUACACUGUUCGCCAGGACUGUGUCUGCAGUGACAGCAUUAUUGAAGGGACGACAAGGGAUCUACACAAAAAACGAGAGACGCCUUGGAACAGAGAUAAAAAUACGCUUCUUCAAAAUCAUGCUGGUCUUCUUUAUUUGCUGGCUUCCCAACAUCAUCAAUGAGAGCCUGCUGUUUUACCUGGAGAUGCAGACGGACAUAAAAGCCAGUGACCUGAAAAAUAUACGAAACACAGCCCUCAUCACUUGGUUUAUCAUGGGGAUCCUGAACCCCAUGUCAGGCUUCCUCAACACGUUGGCCUUCCAUGGCUGGACGGGCUUUGAUGUGGACUGCAGCCUGCAGAGGAGAAGGGAGCUGGCCUGGGAUUCAGCCUCCACCUCGGCGGCUAACAACCCCAUCGUGGGCUCCACCCUGCUCUACCAGAGCCACGUCCAGGAGGCCAAGAACAUGACCGGCAAGAACAUCAAGGGCAAUGGGCAGCCAGCCUCUGACGCCAUCAGCGUCCUAUCAGAAGGUUCAGAGUCUAGUACAAUUGAAAUCGACAUUUCCACUGAGCACCAAGACUAUGAGGAUAUAGACGCAGAUGGAGAAUCAUUGGGGAGUUCUGCAAGGCACUAGCUGCUGCAUCACCUGCUGCCAGCCUCCAUCUUGUUUUGUCUCUCCCCUACUGAGUUUUAGACCCUGUCCCCAUCCGCUGUUUGAAAAACCUCAACUCAGACACCUCUUUGGAUCCAACAGCAGUGUUAAAAAUGAUCUGUCUACCUGUACCAUUUCAUUUAUUUCGCUCUUAAGAACUGCCAUUUAAUUACUGCUGUAGCACAGUCAUAGGCUUGAUGUUGUCACAGAACAACAUGACACAUUUGGCCACCAGUCUGCUCCUCAUAUGUCGUGACGAUACAUAACAGGACCAGUUAAUUUGCCUCAUCACUGAACUGGGUGGGAAAAUCUAUGUGUUCUAUUUCUUUGUUGGCCGGGUAUGGUUCCCAAUCAGAGGCAGCUGUCUAUCAUUGUCUCUGAUUGGGGAUCAUACUUAGGCAGCCUGUUUUCCACCUGAGUUUGUGGGAUCUUGAUUUUGUUAGUUGCUGUAUUAGCCUGCAGAACUUUACUUUCGUUUAUCUUUUUUUUUUUUUUUGGUGUUCAUCAAAAUAAAGAAAGAU
Oncorhynchus mykiss (rainbow trout) is the source of this 1937-nucleotide messenger RNA. RefSeq names its product G protein-coupled receptor 143. Gene Ontology annotation, cellular component: plasma membrane; melanosome membrane. Gene Ontology annotation, molecular function: L-DOPA receptor activity; L-tyrosine binding; dopamine binding. The record is from RefSeq and is a predicted model, not a curated record. NCBI's taxonomy places the organism in Eukaryota, Metazoa, Chordata, Actinopteri, Salmoniformes, Salmonidae. Gene Ontology annotation, biological process: cell surface receptor signaling pathway; G protein-coupled receptor signaling pathway; melanosome organization.